This is a messenger RNA of Ipomoea nil (Japanese morning glory), 2818 nucleotides long. RefSeq names its product protein SIEVE ELEMENT OCCLUSION B-like. NCBI's taxonomy places the organism in Eukaryota, Viridiplantae, Streptophyta, Magnoliopsida, Solanales, Convolvulaceae. The transcript is spliced from 7 exons. The record is from RefSeq and is a predicted model, not a curated record. The coding region runs from base 68 to 2599 and encodes 843 amino acids. Gene Ontology annotation, biological process: phloem development.
AGCAAUAUCCAUUUCCCUUUUCAUCUCUUAAUUGCUAUCUAAACCCUCUCUUCUCCACCUUCCAAAAAUGGCUCAAACCAUCAGCACUGAUAACAUCCCUAGGGUGACCAACACCACUCCUAUGGUGACUCCGAUUCCUCCUCCUGGUACCACCAUUAACCCGACCCACGAAAUCAUCCCUAGGACCACCGGCCAGAUCAACCCGAGGGGAUAUACUACUACUCCUCCCACCUACCCAGUCCAAGAAGUUGUCGUCCCUGCAACCGUGGCCAACGUCAACGCCAUCAAUCCACUGAGCAGUGGCCUUGUUGUCCCUGCACCCCUCCCGGUGGUAGCCCCGUUGAAGGCGAAAACCGUUAAUCCCAUUCCGGCUGGUAGGUAUCUUAGGAAUAGAAGGGGAGAUCUUCUUGCUAGCUCCGAGGAUACCACCAUGAUGGACCAUGUUAGAGCAACUCACGACGUGGAUGCAGUCCACUACAAAGUGAAACCUCUCCUGCACCUCAUCGAGGAUAUAAUGCCUCGCGCCAAUGCUGCCAUUCCCGGCCACGUUCAGACCAUUCUAACUCAACCGGCACGGCUAGAUGCAAUCUUGGAAGAGAAGGUUUUGCACUCCGGUCUCUCUGAAGUGGUUGAAGCAUUAGCAUAUCCUGUACACAGAACAUCCUCCGAGAUGAUCUGUGGAUACUCAAACCAAAUAGAUGCACACAAUAUCACCUUGUCAGUCCUGAAGCUGCUAGCGAACUACUGGUGGGACGCGAAGGCGGUGAUCACCUUCGCCGCCUUCGCCGAACAAUACGGCGAGUUCGGGCUGGUGGUCCGCCUCUACCCCACCGACCCACUGGCGAAGUCGGUGGCGACCAUCAAGCAGAUCCCGGACAUCAUGGAGAGCGCGGAAUCUCUGGGCGCCGUCAACUCCAAGUUCCGGGAAGUCACCAAGCUGGUCAGCAAAAUGGUGGAGGUAACUAACCAGAUUGUGGCGUUGAAGGAGAUCGCCACCGAGGAGAAGCUGCUUAAGGUGAAGUACAGGGUGAACGUGUACAAGGAGCUUGCGGAAUCCUUGUCGCCGGUGACGGCGGAGCAGGAGAAUGUGAUAGCAAAGGCUUCGUAUUAUGUGGUCAAAGCCGCCGUGACUUGUUCUCUGGUUAUCUUCAACCUUUUGGCUGUUGGGCGAGAUUACUACUCCUCAACUGAAGAGGAUUUGGAGAUAUCCACCUUGACUCACAAGCUCAGUUACAUACUUGGUGAUCUGCAAAAGGCGACACACAUUGCUAACCAAGAAAUAGGCAAGAUAAAGCACACAAUCAAGCGAAAAAUACUUGAAGAAACCUUGGCAAGAACGCACACUGAUAACAAGUACUCGGCGGAGCUCAUCACAUGUGGCGAAAAUGACCCAACACCAAUUAUCCAUGGAGCAGGAAUUGAUAUCAGAAAGCAUGGACUUGAGAUGUUGAGGAGGAAGUAUGUGUUCCUAUUGGUAUCAGAUUUGGAUAUUCCUAAUGAAGUCAUCACUAUGCUCCGCCAUAUGUAUCUGGAAUCGAAGCAAGAUCCAAGCAGGCUGGAGAGUCAGUUCGAGAUUGUGUGGCUUCCAAUUGUGGACAGAAGGGCGCCAUGGACUGAGGCUAAGGAGGAGCAAUUCAAGCUAGUGAAAGAUAGCAUGCCAUGGUAUUCAGUGUCUCACCCUUCAAAGAUUGAUGAAGCAGUGUAUGGGUAUGUGAAGGAAGUAUGGGGUUUCACCCACAAACCCUUGCUGGCUGUUGUGGAUCCUCAAGGAAAGCUAAUAAACAUCAAUGCAUUGCCAAUGUUUUGGAUUUGGGGAAGUGUUGCAUUCCCCUUUAACAAACUUAAGGAAGAAUCUCUAUGGAGUGAAACUUCUUGGAGCAUGGCACUCUUAGCUGACUCCAUUGACCAAAACCUCUUUACCUGGCUGAAUGAUGGGAAGUACAUAUGUUUAUAUGGAGGAGAAGACAUGGAUUGGAUUCGGACCUUCACAAAGACAGCAAGGUAUGUGGCACAACAAGCGCGCAUCCCUCUAGAAAUGCUUUACGUUGGGAAGAUGAACGUGAAAGAUAGGAUAAUCAAGAGGAACAAUGCGACGAUACAGGCAGAGGGUUUGAGCAGCAUCCUUCAAGACCCAACCAUGAUUUGGUUCUUCUGGGAGAGGCUAGAGAGCAUGUGGUUCCUCAAAGGAGAAAAGACCCCUGCAAUGCAAGAUAAUGACACUAGGACUUACAUUAUCCCUGAGGAGAGCAGGGACCCCAUUCUGCAGCAAGUGAAAGCCAUCCUCAGCUACGACGGCAGCAACCGUGGCUGGGCGGUGUUUAGCCGAGGCCUGGCUGAGAUGACCAAAGGGGAAGGCAGCAAUGUGGUAAAAGUGUUGAAUAACUUUGAUAGCUGGAGACAUGAAGUGACUGAUGAGAAUGCAUUUAUCCCUGCACUGGAUAAACAGCUUCGUGGGCUGUAUACUAAGCACCACUGCACCCGCAUGGUUGUGCCGGCGGCGGUGGGACACUACCCGGAGACGGUGGCUUGCGUGGAGUGUGGGCGUUCCAUGGAGAAGUUCUUCAUGUAUAGCUGCUGCCUGGAUGAGUAUGAGACUUAAAUGCCUCCUUCAUCAGCUCUUUCCAUAAGGCCAGGUUUCCUAUGAUCCUAUCCCCAUACGAUCUUAUAAGAUCGUAGCAUUUGGUUACAAUAUGCUUUUUGUUCAUCUAUGUUUUGUAAAAUAAAAGAUGCAUUGGUGCAUCUUUUCAUGUGUUUAACAUUAUUAUUUACUAUCUAGAAUAAUGUAUUCAUGUUUACUUGAAUAAUAUAUAUGUUAUAU